AUGGGCAUACGCAAGACUCUGAAGCGCCGGGCGCAGAAGGAGAGGAAAGAGUUUGACCUGUCACAGCUCGGAAACAAGACGCAGGGCAAACCGGCCGUUGUGGACGAACAGCUGAAGGCGGACUCUGGCGAUUCUAUCUCGCUAAAUGAGCCUGCUAGGUACACCCACUGCCGCCAUAUCUUCUGUCGGCUCUGGGACGCCGUCUUCGCCCUCAUCCUCGACCUCAAUGGCCAUGCCAGAACGCACCGUGAUGCUACUAGCAAGGCAAGCCACAUGCCACAUGGAGCGUAUCAAGGCGAGCAGGAAACCUGCCGCAGCCAGGAACUCGAUCCCUGCUCCCCGGUCUGGGACUACCGCCUCUUGCCCUGGAAGUUGUGCCAUCCCCACUUCAAGACACCACACAAGAUCCCUCCCGAGUACAGCCGUGGUGGCUCGUUGGCGCGUGCCGAGCGUCGGUCGCCGUCUGCUGUCCCCUUACCGCUCGAGGUCGUCAGCAACAAGCCGCCGUUCGACAGUGCCGACGAGUAUUGGCGCGUCCGAUUUACCGGUACGACGCCCGAGCUACACCAGAUGGUCUGCCGCCAGAGCCCAAGCGCCGUAAUGAACAUGGGCCGAUGGCCCAUGUAG
Molecule: messenger RNA, 627 nt
Organism: Sporothrix schenckii 1099-18
Lineage: Eukaryota; Fungi; Ascomycota; Sordariomycetes; Ophiostomatales; Ophiostomataceae
Exons: 2
Coding region: 1-627 (208 amino acids)
Source: RefSeq, a predicted model, not a curated record